Messenger RNA from Encephalitozoon romaleae SJ-2008, 675 nucleotides. RefSeq lists its product as hypothetical. NCBI's taxonomy places the organism in Eukaryota, Fungi, Microsporidia, Unikaryonidae. The transcript has a single exon. Bases 1 to 675 code for a protein of 224 amino acids. The record is from RefSeq and is a predicted model, not a curated record.
AUGAGGAUCUCACUGAAGGAUGAGAAGUUCUUCAGAGGUAUGCUGAGCAUAUUUAAUAAGAAAGAUGACAUCAAGUUUGAAGUAAAGCAAGGGACUAUCUCUAUUUCUUCAUAUGGACAAAGUAAUUUUUAUCUGACGAUGAAUGACGAUGUGUUUAUGGUUAAUGGAGAUGACUUGACAUUUACCGUAAAAGCACAGCACCUGCUUGAAGGUAUGGAUGUUCUGGGCAAAUGCGAUCUUGCUGUUGAAGAGGAGGUUAGGCUUAUAGACGGUAGAAACACUAUAUUUAUUCCCUUUGUAACCACAAUGGAAGGAGAAUAUGAGGAGCCUGAUGCACCUAUUGCGAAGCUUAUUGUAGGUUCUGAGAGUUUAGAUGCGCUUGGGGUACUAAAAGGAAUAGUUACGUACGAGAUUGAAGAGGACAGGUUGUUUAUCAGAAAGGCUGGAGCCGAUUUGCUCGAGGAGAUUGAGUUUUUCGCAGUUGAUUUCAUUACGGCGGGAGAUAUGCAGUUCAAAUGCAAUAACAAGUGGACUGAUGCUUUAGAGAGGAUCAAGGGAUAUGUUGAUAGAAUAAUGCUUACGUUUAGCUUGAAUGCCUUAUAUGCCCAAUUUCUAUUUAAGAGAAAUCCUAGGAGCUAUCUUGAGCUAAGGGUUUUGCGAUCCCUUGUGGAAUGA